GGGUGGUUCCCUGGUUAGCACUGUCGCCUCACAGCAAGACGGUUCCAGGUUCGAACCCCACUCUGGACUCCUCCGUGCGGAGUCUGCAUGUUCUCCCCGUGCCUGCGUGGGCUUCCUCCGGCUUCCUCCGAAACACAUACACAUUAGAUUAGCUGGCUACUCUGAACUGCCCGUAGGUGCAUCGCGACUGUGAAGCAACACUAACAUACUUUUUGUAUACCUGUGUAAAUUCCCUGUAUCCCCCGGGCUCCCGUACAGGUGUAGUCUUUGUAUCAGCUGAAGCUCCUGUUUGUCACGUGAGAGUUAGCCCAGAAGCUAACAGCUAACGGCAGCUCCAGACCAAAGGAGACGAAGAAGAAGAAGCAGGAACCAUGGACGAGCGCCGGUUCAUACUGGGACAGCGACGCGGCAUCACCGGACCACGAUAACAUCUGUCCGCGGCGGCGGCGGCGACUCCCCUCCUCCUCCUCCUCCUCUCGCACCCCCCUCACUGUCUGUUCCCUGUGUACGUUCCGUGCGCAGCCACUCGGUUAUCUCCGCGACUUUUGCCCUUUUUAUCCCGCUGUGGCUCAUGCUAACCGGUUAGCCCGUUAGCUGACUAGCCGUUAAAAGGCAGCGCCGCUCACCGUGGCUAAGUGACGGACCGACCGACUACACUGGGCGGACAACAGCGGGAUGUGCCAUGGCAUCGGUUCGGGUGGCUGUGCGGGUCAGGCCCAUGAACAGACGGGAGAAGGACUUGACUGCAAAAUGCAUCAUCAAGAUGGAAGGAACCAAAACCACCAUCACCAACCUGAAGAUCCCUGAUGGCGUUGCAGGAGAUGUGAUGAGGGAUCGAACCAAAACCUUCACGUAUGACUUCUCCUAUGACUCCACGGACGGUAAAAGCUCCGCGUUUGUCUCUCAGGAAAAGGUUUUCAAAGAUUUGGGCUCCGACGUGCUGAAAGCAGCGUUUGAGGGCUACAACGCCUGCGUCUUCGCCUACGGUCAGACCGGCUCGGGGAAGUCCUACACCAUGAUGGGAAACCCAGGAGAUGCAGGUCUGAUCCCGAGGAUCUGUGAAGGUUUGUUCAGCCGUAUCUCUGAGGCGACUCGAUGGGAUGAAGCUUCAUUCCGUACAGAAGUCAGCUACCUGGAGAUCUACAACGAGAGGGUGAGGGACCUGCUGAGGAGGAAAUCCAAUCAGACCUACAACCUGAGAGUCAGGGAGCAUCCAAAGGACGGACCAUACGUAGAAGAUCUGUCCAAACACCUGGUGCAGAACUACAGUGACGUCGAGGAGCUGAUGGAAGCCGGAAACAUCAACCGCACCACCGCCAGCACCGGCAUGAACGACGUCAGCAGCCGCUCACACGCCAUCUUCACCAUCAACUUCACACAGGCAAAGUUCGAUGCAGAGAUGCCCAGUGAAACGGUCAGUAAGAUCCACCUGGUGGAUCUGGCCGGCAGCGAGCGCGCCGACGCCACCGGAGCCACCGGCGUCCGACUGAAAGAAGGAGGAAACAUCAACAAGUCACUGGUUACCCUGGGCAACGUCAUCUCUGCUCUCGCCGACAUGACGCAGGACGGAGUGAACACCAACCUGAAGAAGAAGUCGCUGUUUGUUCCCUACAGAGACUCUGUGCUAACGUGGCUGCUGAAGGACAGCCUGGGCGGCAACGCCAAGACCAUCAUGAUCGCCACCAUUUCCCCUGCUGACGUGAACUACGGCGAGACCCUUAGCACUCUGCGCUACGCUAACCGAGCCAAGAACAUCAUCAACAAGCCAACCAUCAACGAGGACGCCAACGUCAGGCUGAUCAGAGAACUGCGGGCUGAAAUCGCUCGGCUAAAGGCUCUGCUGGUUCAGGGCAACCAGAUUGCUCUCCUGGAUUCGCCCACUGCUCUGAGUAUGGAGGAGAAACUGCACCAAAACGAAGCCAGGGUCCUGGAGCUGACGAAAGAGUGGACCAACAAAUGGAACGAGACCCAGAACAUCCUGAAGGAGGAGACGCUGGCUCUGAGGAAGGAGGGGAUCGGCGUGGUGCUGGACUCUGAGCUGCCUCACCUCAUCGGCAUCGACGACGACCUCCUGAGCACCGGCAUCAUCCUGUACCACCUGAAGGAGGGACGGACAUAUGUGGGCAGAGAGGACGCGUCCAGAGAGCAGGACAUCAUCCUGCACGGUCUGGACCUGGAGAGUGAACACUGUAUGUUUGAGAACCAGAACGGCACGGUGACUCUGGUGCCGCUCGGCGGAGCUCAGUGUUCGGUUAACGGAGUCCAGGUGACAGAGCCGUCACCGCUCAACCAAGGUGCCGUGAUUCUGCUCGGUCGGACGAACAUGUUUCGGUUCAACCAUCCGAAGGAGGCGGCGAAGCUGAGAGAGAAGCGGAAGAGUGGUCUGCUGUCCACGUUCAGUCUGUCCAUGACGGAUCUGUCCAAGUCCUGUGAAAACCUGUCCACUGUGAUGCUCUACAACCCCGGUCUCUUCACUGAGAAGGGCCCCGUCUUCCUCAGGUUGGAGUUUGAGAGGCAGCAGCGAGAGGAGCUGGAGAAACUGGAAAUGAAAAGGAGGCUGAUCAAAGAGAUGGAGACGAAGCAGCAGAGUGAGAAGGCAGAGCUGGAGCGGCUGCAGCAGGAGGUGGAGAGUCAGCGCAAAGAGUCUGAGGAGGUGCAGCAGCGAAUACUCCGUCAGGAGGAGAGCCUUCGCCGCCGCAGCCAGGACAUCGAGAGCCGCCUGCGUGACUUCCUGGCUGAGAAGGAGCGCUUUGAGGAGGAGAGGCGCUCAGAGAUCCAGGGGGAGGAGCUUCAGCACCGGCAGCGGCGGAGACGGCAGCAGGAGGGUGAAGCAGAGAAGGAGCAAGAUGAAGAGCGGCGUUGGCAGCAGGAGGCUGCAGAGCAGACCGAGAUCUACCGCGAGCUGGAGAGGCUGAAGAGGGAGCGCGAGGAGCAGAGGGUUCGUCUGGAGGCUGAGCGUCGGCGGCUGGAGGAGCAGGAGCGCGAGCAGCUGAGCCUGGUGGGGAGGCUGGAGGAGCAGCUGAGGGAGAAACACGAGGCGGCUACCGCGCUGCUGACCCGGGAGGACGCCCGCCGUCUGGAGGAGGAGCGCCGAGCUCUGGCCGAGAUCAGAGGAGCGUUCCUCCGGGCCAAAGAAGCUGGAGAGCGGCCUGAUGUGGAGGAUGCCGGCGAGGAGGUGCGAUCUGCCCAGGCUCGAUACACAGACUUCAAGGUGGCUCAGGUGAAGGAGCUGAGCCAGCUGGAGGAGGGGCUGCGGCAGCAGAGGGAGCGCCUGGAGAAGGAGGUUUCUGCUGAGCGUAGCACGGUUCUGCUUCUCGCCCACGGCCUCAAAGAAAGACAACAGCAGCUGAAAGAGAUGCAGGAGAAAGGAGCGCAGGAUGCUACAGCUGUGUGCCAGGAGGAGCAGCUGGUCAGACAGGCGGAGCACAGGCUGCAGUUUAAGGAGCGGCAGCUGACCAGCCUGGCCGACGGCCUCCUCCCAGCGCUGGCCGAGGAGAAGCAGCGAGCCGUGGAGAUGUUGGAGCGCAGCGGCGGAGGCAGCAACGGGAACUGCGACAGUCCACCGGGACUGGACAACACGCUGUAUCAGGUGGAGAAGGAGCUGGAGGACAAGGAGGAGAAACUGAACCUCCACUGGCACAGUGCUCAGCAGCUCCAGCAGCUUCAGGAGACCUAUGAGUUCACAGCCAACGUGGCCCGGCAGGAGGAGAAGGUGAGGAGGAAGGAGAAGGAGAUCCUGGAGUCAAAGGACAAGCAGCAGAGGGAGGCGAUGGAGCAGGCGGUGGCCCGGCUGGAGAGGAGGCACUCGGCCCUGAGGCGCAGCGUCUCCCUGGAGCCUGACGCUGAGGAGCAGAGACAUAAGAGCUCGGUCCAGAGGAACCUGAGGGGGUCGGACCUGAACCAGCAGAGAGUGGAGCAGGAGAUCCAGAAGCUCCGGCAGAGGAUCAGCGAAGGGGAAGAAAACGACAGGACUCACUCCAUCAGCAACGACGAGAAAACGAGUCAUAACAGCUCUCCGGUCAGCCACAUCCAGAGUCUGAACACGCUGCUGCCGCUGUCCGACGACAGGAUCAACGCGUACAUCGAGGAGGAAGUCCAGCGAAGGUUACGCAAGAUGAACCUCGUGAAUGGCAGCAGCAGCAUGGAUCUGUCUCUGUCCUGUGAAUCUCUCAGGGAGGAGGAGGAAGUUAGAUUGACAGAUGAGGAUGAAGAAAAGCUGCAAAACACGAAUCCAAGGAGGCUUAAAUAUGAGAGAGCCAGUGGGCUGUGGUCUGGCUUCCUGCCUGCAGUGGAGCUUCAGGCAAAUUCUGCUCCAAAGGUCGAGGAAAACACAUCAGAAGAACCUGAAAACGUCCUUGUAAAGCUUCACAGAGAAGAAAAGCUGGUGUCCACAGCUGAAGUCUGGAUUGCAAAAGAAGUGCCGUACGAAGACGGAGCACUGAGCGGUCCUCCGGGAGACGUGGGCGCGUCAUUUUGUGUCAGCUCAGCGAACAUCAAGAUCAGAUUUGACGAAAACGAGAAUAUCACUGAUAAAAGGCGAAGCGGUUCUGUCGGCCGUUCUCCUGAUGAUGUGAAAAACGCUGAAGACGCUGAAGUGAAGGGUUGUCUUGUGAACGGAGGCUCUUAUUCUUACGCCAAUAGAAAAGUCAAACACCAAACAUGUGACCCAGGGUUAGAAGAGCUGUCAGCUGAUCAGCUGUCAGAGUCACAGAACUCUGCCAAGCAGAACUCAAAGGACUCUGUUAAUGGUCACAUAAAACGGGAGGCGGGCGCAGAAGCCGAGGAAGCAGCUGCUAACAGGAGCUACGCUCUGGGGUAUUUUGCUGGAAAACUGUCCAAAGUGUACAAAGAUGCUGGCAGAAGGCUACAGGGCACACGGGACAUAAUUCGAAACGUUGGAGUAGGUGAAGUGAAGAUUGUACUGUCUCACUACGUGAGCAUGAUGUCCAAGGAGCUGCCACUAAUUCAUCGGAUGCAGCCGAAACCGCAGCCAGAACCCUGCGCGCCUGCAGAAAACAAAGUCUGUUUGGUCGAUCUGUCGAGGGAUGUUCCUCAGAACAUCAGCAGGUCAGCGAUCCCAGGUGUGUCCCGAUGGCCCGUGGGAUCCGUGUCUUCUUUUAAAAACACGAGUCCUCAGGUGUUUUAUCAGAGGAUGGUUGAUCUGCCACCAGCUUUGUCUCGGCUACAGACGCUUUCACCCCCUGUGAUGCUGGAAAAGUUAGGGUCUCUGUCUCCUCCAAUGCAAGCUGCCAAGCCUCUGAGUGUCUUCUGGCUCAAAACGGCCAGCAGUAAGCAACCCGUCCCAAAACCUGCGUGCUUGCUUUUGUCAGACAAGGACAUAACAGUUGUCUCAGCUGCCACAGAUUCUGGGGACACCCUGACUCUUUUUCACAAUUUUAAUCUCCUUGAAAUCAAAAAUGUCCAGAUUAGUUUGGCAGGGCAGCAUGUCCGCCUCAUUGGGUGCACCGAAGACGCUGUCUUAGCCGUCUUCACCCACAGCAAAGAGCUUACCCAGGAGUUCUGUAAGGCUUUACUGAAGGCUGUUGGUCCUCAAAGGUUCUCUGAGGGGACUGAAAGUCACCCGUUACUCUCUGAUGACCUCAUGGUCCUCUCUCUGGACUGGACGUCAGACAUUCCUGACAUCGUUCUGGACAGCGGCCUUCACGUUACCUCCAGAUUCAAGCGGGUCCUCGCAGACCUGCUCUACAUCGUCCACGGGAACAUGGAAGGUCCUGGCAAACCUUCCCUGGCUGAUGUUUGUCCUCUGCUCUACACCAGUGUCAAGGUCAAGAACUCCACCCGAGAGCAUCAGGACGCCGUCUUCCAGUUCCUCCUGACGGACACUCACGUAGCUCUGCUUCGGGAGGACGGCGUCUUUCACCCGGUGCCGCGGGGCUCCAGUCUGGUCCCCGUCCAGCCCCAGUUUCAGGGACUCGAACUCCGCAAGCGAUCGGACAUCAGAUGCCUGCUCGUGAGGCAGAAUGACAACUGCCUGGUGGUAGAUGUCGUGUUUACGACUCAGGAACCACAGACUCACGAGAAGAAGGCGGAGUCAAGGCCCGGCUCCGUCGAAGCGACCUCCACCUCUGCCGACAAUCAUCGGUGCGAUUCCUGGAAAUUAUCCUUCGGUUGUUCCUCAGAAGCUGCGAUCCUGAUUAAUCAUCUGUGCACCUGAGUGACACCUAAAGGCAGAAGUUACCUGAGCUCAUGGUGGGAUGCAGCGUGUUCACCUGUGUCCAGAAGUGUUUCGUUUCCCUUCCUCUGUAAAAGAAAUGAUCAGAUUUCAGGACGUGUUGAAUGAGCCGUGAUUCAUCAUCGGACUCAUCAGGAAACGCUUUUUAAAUAUUUAAAACUUUUUUUAAACUUUCCGGUUUAUGUCAGAGUGUGAUUUGGCCUCGAGGCGACAGAGUCCAGGUGUAAUGACAGGAAACUAAGAUAAAUAAGAUUUUGUUUGUAUUUAUGAACGUUAAAAGUCGUUUGGCUUUGUUUACUCUUUUUAUUCGUGUUGAUGAUUCUUGGUAAUUCAUCACUUCACAGUUUCUCAGCCGCAUUUUUCAGGAAAAUGAUUUUGAUCUGAUUAAUAAGGAAUAAUGUUUAAUUAAUGUGCCUUAGAAUUUUAUAUGUUGUUAAUGUGUAAACAGAAUAAUAAAGAUUGAACUUUGAAUGUCUCUGGUUCUGUUGUGAAAAUCCUUCUCGAUGCUAAAAUCCAGUUCAGAAAUGAAUUCACCACAAUCACUGUCAUUUUUUCUGAGUCAGCGUUUUACUCUUCACCUCUCUCUCC
Molecule: messenger RNA, 6781 nt
Organism: Toxotes jaculatrix (banded archerfish)
Lineage: Eukaryota; Metazoa; Chordata; Actinopteri; Toxotidae
Gene: kif16ba
Product: kinesin family member 16Ba
Exons: 25
Coding region: 683-6175 (1830 amino acids)
Biological process (GO): microtubule-based movement
Molecular function (GO): microtubule binding; phosphatidylinositol binding; ATP binding
Source: RefSeq, a predicted model, not a curated record